Teleopsis dalmanni is the source of this 1849-nucleotide messenger RNA. RefSeq names its product peptidoglycan-recognition protein LC (gene PGRP-LC). Gene Ontology annotation, biological process: peptidoglycan catabolic process. Lineage: Eukaryota; Metazoa; Arthropoda; Insecta; Diptera; Diopsidae. The coding region runs from base 43 to 1800 and encodes 585 amino acids. The transcript has 4 exons. Gene Ontology annotation, molecular function: zinc ion binding; N-acetylmuramoyl-L-alanine amidase activity. The record is from RefSeq and is a predicted model, not a curated record.
UUGACUAAAAACAAAACAAAAAUUACAAAUUUGUAUAAGAAAAUGCAUUUAAAAAAUGAUAAUGAAAUGAACUCGAAUGGAAAUCAUUUAUCAGCAGCAACGAGUUGUUCAUCAUCUACAGACUCUGGUGUAAUUAUUAUUGAUAACAAAACAACAUUUAAUAACAGCAACAGCAAUAGCAACAAUAACAACAAUAGCAAUGACAACGCUACAACAACAUUGACAACAAGCAAAAUUGCAAAAGAUAAUACAAAUGAGGAAGCGAAAAAAAACAUUGAUAAUGGGCUACACAUUGAAAACGAAAAAUCGAGCCCAAAAUUAUUAAAAAAUAAUCAAAAUAAAAGUGAUAAAUUUAAUGCAAAUAAAAAUAAUAAUUUAAGUAUAGAAAAUAUAAUAAACAUAACAAAUACGCCAUCUAGCGACGAUGUUGAGGCACAAAAGAAUUGGCAGACUAGGAGUAGUAGCAGAAAUUGCAGUAGACCCAACUCAAAACAUUGCUCACCUGCAGUAUCUAUACGCAGUAUGUCGAUAUCGAUAGUUUCGAUCGAUGAGAAUGCCAUAGACUCAAGUAUUGUGGACUCAGACUCAGAGUGUGAAGCAGACGCUGAAGGAGUACACAGUAAUUAUAUAGUAAAAAAGCUAGGCCAACAAACAACAUUAGCACCAGAUAGUCCAGACUUGCCAAACAUAAAUAAAGGUCUAACAGUGAUCAGCCAAAGAAUAAAUCCAAAUGGAAAUUUAUCAGCUGGUGUUGGUCCAUUGGCUGAAAAUAUACUUAAUGGCAACCUACAACCACCAGGAUUGGGUGCAUUGACACCAGUUGCACCGCCACAAAUCGGUAGCAUUGCUUUGUCAAAUUCCACAGAUGUUACCUUUGGUGAUAAACACUUUUACGAGGGUCCAGUAACGAUACAACAGUUCCUUAUUGAUAAUCGCGAAAAGUGGAAACCAACCGAUGAGAAUGGGCAAGACAAUCCAGUAUUCGUAAACGAAAACAAUGCAAAGGAAAGAGACAACGGCGGACCAGGCAAAGAGGGUCGAACAACAGAAGCACAACAUCAGCCAUACAAAUUUAUUUUCAAUCGUAAAGCAGUUAUCAUAACAUCAGCAAUUAUCGUUUCUACGAUACUUAUCGGAAUACUCAUCGUUGCGACUAACCAUUGGUUCAGAUCAUCGAUACGUAAAAGUAAGCUAAUUGGGGAUGGCGAUGAUUCGAGAAAGAAUAUUCCAAUCAAUUCAACAAUAGACAAAGAUAACUUGGGUAGUGGAAAAGUAUUGAGAAUAGUACCACGUGAUGGUUGGCUUGCACAGCCACCUUCAAAACCGCUCUUAUCUCUUAAUUUGCCGGUAUCUAAAGUUAUUGUUUCAUCUACUGAUACAGAAGAUUGCACCACACAAUCCACUUGCACCUAUCGUGUACGCAUCUUACAAACAUACAAUAUAGAAGCCACACAUUAUGAUGAUAUAAUAUACAAUUUUCUAAUCGGUGGUGAUGGAAAUGUUUAUGAAGGACGCGGUUGGGAUAAUGUGGGAGCACAUCUCAAAGGUUGGAAUGAUAAGAGUAUCAGUUUAGCAUUCAUUGGAACAUUUAAAAAAUUAGAACCGAAUGAAAAACAAAUGAGUGUGAGCAAACUCUUACUUGAAGAAGGUGUGCGUUUGGGUAAACUUACAGAAGAUUACAAAAUUUAUGGUGCCCAGAAGAUCGAUCCAAAUGCCGGCAUAAUAGCCGCAGAUAAACUUUAUGAAACCUUUAAAAACUGGCCACAAUGGUCAGAAAGUCCUAGUUCUACUAAUGAUUAAUUACUAUAUUUAAAAACAUUUAAGAACUUAGUUACGUAGAUGUAUAGAU